AUGGUCGCUCUCCCUUCCAAGCCGUUUCAUUGGCCAGGCGGUAUCCCUGCCGAGGUCAAAGCGGACCCUAACGGCGAUAUCACACGCGACGAAAUUAACGAGCAGGCUAAAGGAUGGCUACUUUUUGUAGAGGAAAAAUGGGUCCCCCGUGACAAUGCCAAUGUCCCCGACGAGGAAGGAGAUUACGAAGUUCGCCAACGCCGAAGCUUGGUGGAAACUUGGGCAAAGGCCAGUCAGGAAUUCCGCGACGAUGCAACAUACAGCGCGUCACGGUACCCAAAGAACACCCUGGAAAACGACCACUAUAACUAUGACACGCCACAACUCGUGUGCCUCGCACCACUGGGCCCAUCUCACCCAGUCAACAGAUCAAAAUGGAUCAAACUCAAUAUUCUCGCCUACCGGCUAGACGGAGAAACGGGGCACUGCAUGGACGACAUGGGAUUCGAUCACGGCAGCCUUGAUCCCAACCCGGCAACCGUCCACGACCUUUCCGACGUGCAGCUAACCGAUGUACUGCCGAGAGCUGUUCUUGAAAUGGCUAACUUUGAACAUAUCACCAUGACCCGCCAAGGGACUGUUCUCUACGUUCGACAAUUGAAGAACUGGUUUGUUGUUACGCAACAAGAUCUCGAUGCGGGUCUGAUUACGACGGUAGACUUCAAGCACAAUGGUCAGGUUGAUAUAGCUGUCCGUCGCAGAGCCUAUAACAUGAAUCCUGUUUAUCAGUACCUUUUCUGUGAUUCGAGAUGUGUGGAGCAAGUUGAUAACGAUGAUGUUGGGGGCCAAGAUUAUAUGAAUACUGAGUAUGUUGACCUGACGGAUGUUUGA
Penicillium cataractarum is the source of this 831-nucleotide messenger RNA. RefSeq lists its product as uncharacterized. The record is from RefSeq and is a predicted model, not a curated record. The transcript has 3 exons. Bases 1 to 831 code for a protein of 276 amino acids. NCBI's taxonomy places the organism in Eukaryota, Fungi, Ascomycota, Eurotiomycetes, Eurotiales, Aspergillaceae.